AUGUCCACCGGCCGGGGGAGGACGUUCAACCCGUUGCGGUUGCUGCUUAGCCCCAGCCAUCGCCAUUUCUGCACCACCCAUGUCGACCAUCUCCCACUGGUCAUCGACGUCCUCGACUUGCCCACUCCCGAUGGGCGCGCUUGGCCUCCGAUGAUGCGGCCAUCCUCCGACCACCCUCAGCACAGCGCGUCUGCUUUACACAACAUGGUGGUUGUUGUGUCUGGUCUCUGA
Messenger RNA from Thermothielavioides terrestris NRRL 8126, 231 nucleotides. RefSeq lists its product as uncharacterized. The transcript has 2 exons. The record is from RefSeq and is a predicted model, not a curated record. Bases 1 to 231 code for a protein of 76 amino acids. Lineage: Eukaryota; Fungi; Ascomycota; Sordariomycetes; Sordariales; Chaetomiaceae.